Prunus armeniaca (apricot) is the source of this 1194-nucleotide messenger RNA. Lineage: Eukaryota; Viridiplantae; Streptophyta; Magnoliopsida; Rosales; Rosaceae. The record is from the annotation of a GenBank genome assembly.
AUGGAUAAAAAUUUCUGGGGACCAGUGCUUCUCCUGGUAUUCCAUUUGUUCACCGCUUCUUCUCAAAUCACAACAGAAUGGUUGAACAUUGACUGCGGUAACAAUGCUCCGCGUUGGGAUAAAAACUUGCUCAAAUGGGUCACCGACAGUGGCUACACCCAAGCAGGCAUCAACAAGCAAGUUCCACAAAAGCAAAAACUUGAAGAGAUGAACACCCUCCGAUCCUUCCCUAACAAGGCACCACAAAACUGCUAUGCUUUACCUUUCCAUGAGCAAACCCAACGGGUCUUGGUCAGGGCAGGCUUCUACUACGGCAACUACGAUGGUCUUUCGAAGCCUCCUUCGUUUGAUAUUCAUAUCAACGGUAGAAAUUGGUCAACGGUCAACACAUCAACGGUGGUGGAUGGGCCAAUAUACCAUGAAGCCAUGUAUGUGAAUCAAGGGGCAGGAUCUCUUAAUGUGUGUAUUGUGCAGGAUGAGAGUGGAGUGGUUCCCUUUAUAUCUUCAAUAGAAGCUGUUCCAAUUUCGGUUACAUUGUACCCUGAGAUGGAGGCCAACUAUGCUUAUAAUCUAGUAUCUAGGAUUAACUAUGGUGGUGGAGAAGUGAGGUUCCCAGGGAUAUUGGGUGAGGAAUACAACCGAGUAUGGACUCGUGGAACAACCCCACCAAACUGCACCGAAGUCGCUACCUUACCAGGUCCCUUAUCUUUUCCAGAAAACAACCCUCCCAUUUCUGUGUUGAGCGACUCCAUUGAAUCAAUGAACCCUGCGGAUCCAAUCACCUUGUCCAUUGACCUCCCACAGACGACCCCACAAUCAGCCUACCUUGUGCUCUACUUCACCGAAACGGUAACCCUCCCCAAACCAAACGACAGCAGGAUAAUUCAGAUCUACAUCAACGGCCAGAUGAAGUCCACGGUGACAUCUGAGUACAACAAAUGUAAGGUGAUCACCAUAUACCCUGUGACUGUUGUGGGACCUACGAUCAAUGUGACAUUGGCCUCAGCUAAUGGGUCAACCCUACCUCCCAUAAUCAGUGCCAUGGAAGUGUUCACAAGAAUAGAGGCCAACAAGGGUGAUAAGAGUUCUUCUCCUCCCUCUUCGACUCCCUCUCAUGGCACACAAGGACACUUCUUUUAUGCAUACAUUAAUUCCAUUUCUUGUAUUUGCUUGCUUCUUCUAUUCAUAGCCUGA